Messenger RNA from Trifolium pratense (red clover), 1279 nucleotides. Its product is annotated as protein DMR6-LIKE OXYGENASE 1-like. The record is from RefSeq and is a predicted model, not a curated record. Gene Ontology annotation, molecular function: dioxygenase activity. NCBI's taxonomy places the organism in Eukaryota, Viridiplantae, Streptophyta, Magnoliopsida, Fabales, Fabaceae. The coding region runs from base 104 to 1159 and encodes 351 amino acids. The transcript is spliced from 3 exons.
CAAUUUUCCCAUUUACAAUAUCUACGUAUGUUUUUUGACAACCUUUUAAAUUAAGAAAAAACCUACAACAAAACCAUCUUCAACAUCUAGCAACAGAGCAACCAUGGUAGAGGUAGACCCAGCUUUUGUUCAAGAGCAAGAACACAGACCAAAAUUCUCCAUCAUUGAAGCCAAAGGAAUUCCUGAAAUUGAUCUCUCUCCAAUAUUCCACCAUGAUGUUCCAAAUCCAUCUGCUAUUGAUGCCUUAGUGAAGGAAAUCGGAAGUGCAUGCAAGGAGUGGGGAUUCUUUCAAGUCACAAACCAUGGUGUUCCUUUGAGUCUUAGGCAGAGGCUUGAGGAAGCUUCUAGAUUGUUCUUUGCUCAGAGUUUGGAGGAGAAGAAGAAAGUUGCCAGAGAUGAGAUCAAUCCAACUGGUUAUUAUGACACAGAGCACACCAAGAAUGUUAGGGACUGGAAAGAAGUGUUUGAUCUUCUUGUUAAAGAUCCCACUUUGGUUCCUCUGAAUUCUGACGAACAUGAUGAUCGAGUUAUUCAAUGGUCUAAUCCAUCCCCUCAAUACCCUUCACACUUCAGAGCUUUAAUUGAAGAGUAUAUUAAAGAGAUGGAAAAGCUGGCCUUUAAGCUGUUGGAACUAAUAGCUCUGAGCUUAGGAGUUGAAGCAAAGAGGUUUGAAGAAUUCUUCAAAGAUCAAACUAGCUUUAUUAGAUUCAAUCGCUAUCCUCCAUGCCCUUCUCCUCACCUUGCUCUUGGCGUUGGAAGACACAAGGAUGCUGGUGCCUUAACAAUUCUUGCUCAAGAUGAUGUUGGAGGUCUUGAAGUGAAGCGUAAAACGGAUCAAGAGUGGGUUCCUGUCAAACCUACCCAAGAUGCUUACAUUAUCAAUGUCUGUGAUAUUAUUCAGGUUUGGAGUAAUGAUGCUUAUGAGAGUGUGGAGCACAGAGCAACAGUGAACACGGAAAAAGAAAGGUUUUCUAUUCCGUUCUUCUUCAACCCAGGACAUGAUGCCGAAAUCAAGCCUUUGGAGGAGCUUAUAAACAAGCAAAACCCUUCAAAAUAUAUGCCAUAUAAAUGGGGUAAGUUUUUUGUCCACAGACUACACAGCAAUUUCAAGAAACAAGAUGUGGAGAAUCUUCAAAUUUACCAUUAUAAGCUACCUUAGAGAGAGAUAUAUAGUUUAAUAAAAGUAUCACUUAGCUCAUGUAAGUAACCAAAGAUUGUUUCAAUUUAGUGUUUCUGAAAUGAGUGAGUGUGGUUGCAAUCAAAUUUACUAUUAAAAUUA